CAAUACAGCAUCAACAUGUACUUCAAAAUCGCUGUACUCAGCCUCCUGGUGGCAGCUUGCCAUGCGGGUUUGAUCGAAGAGGGACAUGGCCACGCUGUCUCUUCCCAAAGCAUUGUUAGACACGACCAACCCACCCACGGAGCAACUCGCUACGCACCAAUUGUGACCUACGCUCCACCCGUUUUGACCCACGCUGCCCCAAUUGUACAACACUCUGCUCCUCUGAUCCACUCUGCUCCCCUUGUCCAACACGUUGCCCAUGCCCCUAUUGCUCUGGCCCGCGCUGAACAAAUCGAAGAUCAUGCCCCAGCCCACUACGAAUUCUCCUACUCAGUUGAAGAUCCCCAUACCGGUGACCACAAAUCACAGCACGAGAGCCGCGAAGGAGAUGUCGUAAAGGGCGAAUACUCUCUGGUCCAACCUGAUGGUGCCGUAAGGACUGUAGAAUACACCGCUGAUGCCCACAACGGUUUCAACGCCGUGGUCCACAACUCUGCCCCAUCGGCCCACACUGCCCCAGCACCCGCGGUACACGCUGCCCCAGUGGUCCACGCCGCUCCUCUCGUCCACGCCGCUCCUCUGGUGCACCAUGCUCCCCUAGUACAUACAGUCCACGCUGCCCCAAUUCUGUCGGUGGUUCUUGCGGUUUGUAUCAGUUGUGUGUGGUCGGUGAGACGAAGCAAACCUUACACAAAAGCAAUGAUUACUAAAACCGCAAUAGUCCUGUCCGUAGUGGCGCUGGCGUCCGCGGGCGUGCUGCAGCUAUCCCAUGGGUACGGCGGUGGGGAAUCGUACGGCCACGAAGCCGUAGCGUACGCCCCAGUAGCCCAAAUUGCCCACUACGAGGCCCAAGACGAGCAUGUCGACUAUCACGCACAUCCCAAAUACGACUAUUCAUACUCCGUCUCAGACCCUCACACUGGUGACCACAAAGAGCAGCACGAAGCCCGUGAUGGUGACGUAGUCAAGGGUGAAUACUCCCUCCUCCAACCCGAUGGUUCCUUCCGCAAGGUCACCUAUACCGCUGAUGAUCACAAUGGUUUCAACGCCAUCGUCCACAACACGGCGCCCGUGCACCCUGAAUUCCACCACUAAUUUUAUCGGCCCAGGGCCACUCUCAUGUGAUAUUAUUGUACCUUUAUACUAUAGAUAGUCUUUAGUCGACAACGAACUUUUAAUGUAAGACUGCGGCGAAAAUAAACUUUUCGAAAACCUUA
Molecule: messenger RNA, 1217 nt
Organism: Maniola jurtina (meadow brown)
Lineage: Eukaryota; Metazoa; Arthropoda; Insecta; Lepidoptera; Nymphalidae
Product: cuticle protein 19.8-like
Exons: 8
Coding region: 16-1095 (359 amino acids)
Cellular component (GO): extracellular matrix
Source: RefSeq, a predicted model, not a curated record